Messenger RNA from Acanthoscelides obtectus, 267 nucleotides. The record is from the annotation of a GenBank genome assembly. Lineage: Eukaryota; Metazoa; Arthropoda; Insecta; Coleoptera; Chrysomelidae.
AUGGCAGAUUGGGAGAAACUGUCGUCUGGAAGUCAAACCCUAUGCGUAUCACCAUGGCUGUCAGAAUCAGCCGCCCAAGCCAACUGUGAUCGCCAGAACCGCCGUAGGCCCUCAACCCUGCUCCCUUUCCUGGUAUUGUGGUCAGACGCACUGGCUCAGCUGUGCGCAGCUGCGACCGCUGCCAGGUCAGCUUCAGCCACUGUAGAUUACGUCACUGGAGGCAGGUUCAGGAGAAAUCACCAACAAUAUCCGCACUGCUACUCGUAG